Chinchilla lanigera (long-tailed chinchilla) is the source of this 753-nucleotide messenger RNA. RefSeq names its product syndecan 4 (gene Sdc4). Lineage: Eukaryota; Metazoa; Chordata; Mammalia; Rodentia; Chinchillidae. The transcript is spliced from 5 exons. Gene Ontology annotation, biological process: cell migration. The coding region runs from base 43 to 651 and encodes 202 amino acids. Gene Ontology annotation, cellular component: cell surface; membrane. The record is from RefSeq and is a predicted model, not a curated record.
GGUCGGCCGCUGGUAGCUCGCGCGCUCCUGCACCGCUGCACCAUGGCGUCCGCUUGCCCGCUUGUGCUCCUGUUGCUGCUCCUGGUCCGCAGCCCGGCCACUACCGCGGAGUCGAUCCGAGAGACCGAGGUCAUCGACCCCCAUGAUCUCCUAGAAGGCCAGUACUUCUCUGGAGCUCUGCCUGACGAUGAAGAUAUCGGGGGGCCAGGGCAGGAACCUGAUGACUUUGAGCUGUCAGGCUCUGGAGAUCUGGAUGAUUCGGAGGAUUCCAAGACCAUCCUUGAAGGGAUCCAACCGUUGAUGCCUCUAGAUAACUACAUCCCUGAGAGGGUGGGGCCUGGGAAUUGGGUCCCCAGUGAACCCAAAGAACUGGAGGAGAACGAAAUCAUCCCCAAGAAGGACUCACCAUUUGAAGGGGAGAAGGAUGUGUCUAACAAGGUGUCCAUGUCCAGCACUGCCCAGGACAGCAGCAUCUUUGAAAGAACUGAGGUCCUCGCAGCUCUGGUUGUGGGCGGCGUCAUGGGCAUCCUUUUUGCUGUUUUCCUGAUCCUGCUGCUGGUGUACCGCAUGAAGAAGAAGGACGAAGGCAGCUACGAUUUGGGCAAGAAACCAAUCUACAAAAAAGCCCCCACCAAUGAGUUCUACGCGUGAAGCUUCCCCAUAGACACUACUUGGACUUUAGUGGGGAGGGAAGCCAAAGGAUUGUGAACGGUGGGCAUUAAAGUAAGGGGAGGGCACCUUAUUACUGACCUA